This is a messenger RNA of Phytophthora nicotianae INRA-310, 678 nucleotides long. RefSeq lists its product as hypothetical. The transcript has 4 exons. Bases 1 to 678 code for a protein of 225 amino acids. Lineage: Eukaryota; Oomycota; Peronosporomycetes; Peronosporales; Peronosporaceae. The record is from RefSeq and is a predicted model, not a curated record.
AUGAACAUGGAAGCGAGACCGGAAAUGGUGUGUGUGGCGUGCCGCAGCUCGACACCUCUCCGCUCCCGUUUCGCGCACGUCCAGGCGAUCCCCACAGCCUCUCAAGCCGAAGUUCGACCUUGCGAACUGGUCGCGCGCUCUCAGAUCUUUCGCCGGCUAACUGUUUUCUCACAGGAGGCUGUUGGAAGUGGGAAGUCGUUACAGUGCUUCACAAGCAAGUUCGUGACGCUUGCUAAAUCUGACGAGGAGCUCGCUGCUCAGCUAGCGUCUACUUGGAAGCUUGCGGCUAAACGGAAAAAUGGCUCAUUGCCGGUGGAAGACCAGCUCGGUGAUGCUUCACGUGCAUACUGGGCGGUGAGUCACGCGCGGCAGCUCGAGCAGACUCCUCUCGUUAUGCCUACGAAUCCAACUUUCAACCAGUUUCGCCGCAUUGAUGCUCUGCAACGUGAUGCAGAUGUAGAGACUCAAUCUCGUACGGCUCCAAGAGAGUUUGUUACUGUUCGUUGCCGCCUCAAUGGCGGCUUAGUUCCUCUCGAGCUGCACGUAGCUGAAUUGCGUGAGGCGUUAGGCCUUCCCGAUUACGACCUACGUCCCUCGUUUCGUGAGCCACUGCCUACCACCAGUCCGACCGUCAACGUUGAAGACGUCGAUCACAUGAGCGAUACAAGCAUGGAAUAA